GAUUGACAAUCGCCUGCGGACAGCGCAGGACGGCAGUUAUCGAUAGUGCCGAUUGCAUACCUGGUAUCAUCGUCUUCGCUACAAUAUUUGCCUUUACCGGUUCAGCUGCAUUGCAAAAGUCAAUCAAUUUGCGUAAUUAUUAACAAUUUAGCAAAAUGAGCAGCUCCGAGGAAGUCUCCUGGGUCACCUGGUUCUGUGGACUUCGUGGCAAUGAGUUCUUCUGCGAGGUGGAUGAGGACUACAUACAGGAUAAAUUCAAUUUAACUGGUUUAAAUGAGCAGGUGCCCAACUAUCGGCAAGCAUUGGACAUGAUCUUGGACUUGGAGCCGGAGGACGAGCUCGAGGACAAUCCCCUGCAGUCCGACAUGACCGAGCAGGCCGCCGAGAUGCUCUACGGCCUCAUACACGCCAGAUAUAUACUAACAAAUCGCGGCAUCGCUCAAAUGAUCGAGAAAUAUCAAACUGGCGAUUUCGGACAUUGUCCACGUGUCUACUGUGAAAGUCAGCCCAUGCUGCCAUUGGGUCUGUCGGACAUCCCCGGCGAGGCAAUGGUGAAGACCUAUUGCCCUAAGUGCAUUGACGUGUACACACCAAAAUCGUCGCGCCAUCACCACACCGAUGGCGCCUAUUUCGGCACUGGAUUUCCACACAUGCUCUUCAUGGUGCAUCCCGAAUAUCGUCCCAAGCGUCCUACUAAUCAGUUUGUUCCAAGGCUGUAUGGCUUUAAAAUACACAGCUUAGCUUAUCAAAUUCAGCUGCAGGCAGCAGCCAAUUUUAAAAUGCCACUACGAGCGCAACGUGGUCAGCCGCCCAAGGACGAAGAGCCUGAGAACAAUGCCGAUACGGUGCCCAAGCGCCUCUAAGCGCAAGCAGUGCAGCCAAGCAGUCCAGCAGCCGAUACACUCACACACUCACCCACACAGAUGCAGAUACACACACACAUACAGGGCGGCCCACAGUGAGGAAAACAAUUUGGAGAUAGACAGGAAGGACCAACAUCAAAAUCUUCAACGCUGGAUCCAAAAACUAAUCCACAACUAAUCACCAGUUAAACACAUACAGACACACACACACACACACAGUUAGCUCCUGUUCGAAAAAAGAAGGAAAGUAGGAUCAGGUGCAGUGUGUUCAGAGUUUUGAACGCAGUGGUAAAAAUUAAUCUAAUAACCAGUGCGAAAUUGAGUAAUGCAUUAUUAUUCCAUUGUUUUGUAGUUUUUGAUCCCUAACUAAUUCUAAGCUAUGUGUUUCUUUCCUAUUUACUAUUCGAGUGCAUCAAAUGUGCUACUUUCAAGUGGACGCACUUCAAAUACCAAACUAUUUAUACUUGUAUUUUUAAUAUUUCAUGUUGUGUUUAAGAAUUUUCAGAAAUUGUUUCUGAAUUGACAGUUAUUAGAUUACUUUUUACUCUGGUCACACUGAACAGGUGUCGUCAACUAUAUUCUUUGCAUUUUAUUUAUUAAGUGAAAUGAAAGGGGCUAAACCGAUUUAGAUAUAUUGUAACUUUAAAAUAUUUAGUCAAGUGGCCGUAUACCCACCUUUGUUCCCCCAUUUCCAAUUCUUCCCUCCCGCCCGCAAAGAGCCCAAUUCGAUUUCGAAUCGCCCAGUCUGUUUGCAUCCUCUUCAAUGCGUACUACUUCAAAAACUUGCAUAUGUAUAUCGAAAGCUGAAUGCAGUAAAUCUACAACAACAAUAAGAACAGUAAACAAAAACCAAAAACUGAACGUGAGCCGAAUUCGAAUUCGAAAUCGUUCGGCGUUCCCUUUUUUCGAAAUCUGAGAGUGCAUAUACUUAUAUAGAAAUACAUAUACAUAUAACAUAUAAACAAUAUACCGUUAGCUUAUUUAUAUAUGUACACACACACACAAACAUACACACACACAUCCAGAACUGUUCCCAAAUUCGAAUCGGGUUUAAAUUGAGCGAAACCGGAAAUUCAGUUGUUUUCACUUCCCAACGAAGCCAAGAAAUUGAAAAGAUUUUCGAUGGAGUCAAAAUCGCCGCUCUUCCGAGUUCGUUAAAUUCAAGAUCAAAUGCGAAAACGAGAACAGAACUGAUAUUUAAAACAAACAAGAACAACAACAAACAAAACGGAAACCAACAAAAUAUUUUAUGUAUUUUUUUAAUGUAUUUAAGAAUAAUUAAGAUUAAAAAAAGAGACAAAAAACGAGAGAAAACUGUUGGCGUAAGAUGAUAAUGCAGUUAUCGCAGGAAUUAUAUUGCAAAAAGCAAAGAUAAGGUCAAUAUGUUGCGCAAGGAAAUGAAAUAAUGAUGAUGCAUUUCGAUGCCAGCGAAUGGGGAGAAAACAAUAAAGAUGAAGAAAAACAACAAA
This is a messenger RNA of Drosophila erecta, 2332 nucleotides long. RefSeq names its product casein kinase II subunit beta (gene CkIIbeta). The transcript is spliced from 7 exons. The coding region runs from base 156 to 863 and encodes 235 amino acids. NCBI's taxonomy places the organism in Eukaryota, Metazoa, Arthropoda, Insecta, Diptera, Drosophilidae. Gene Ontology annotation, molecular function: protein kinase regulator activity. Gene Ontology annotation, cellular component: protein kinase CK2 complex; cytoplasm. The record is from RefSeq and is a predicted model, not a curated record.